This is a messenger RNA of Hydra vulgaris (swiftwater hydra), 2202 nucleotides long. NCBI's taxonomy places the organism in Eukaryota, Metazoa, Cnidaria, Hydrozoa, Anthoathecata, Hydridae. The record is from RefSeq and is a predicted model, not a curated record.
AUGGAUAAAAAUGAAAAAAAGAAAGUUUUGGGAGGGACGGAAAAACUUCGUUUACGACGAAAACGCGAAUUAGAGUCCGUGGCGCGAACAUGUCACACGAUUGAUAAAAUGUUUAAAAUACAUGAAGACAUGCCUUCUUCAACCGCCUCUACCAGUUCUUUAAUUCAUCCUGAACUGGAAAAAAUAGAAAUUGAUCAUCAAAAUCGCCAAUGGCUAUCCUUUUGCGAAGAUAAUAACAAAUUAUAUUGUUCAAUUUGUCUUGCGUACGGUGGGUCAAACGAAAAUAUUUUUACUAAAGGUUUUUCCAAUUGGGACUAUGUUCAUCAGUACAUUGAAAGACAUGAAACAAUUAAAUUUCACGCUGAAAAUGUUAUGAAUCAUUUUAUGCGCUCAAAAAAUACUUUAAACAUAACAACACAAUUUCGAUCAUUACGAAAAGAAAAUAUCAUGUUCAAUAGAAAUGUGCUAACCAGAGUAAUAAAUGUAAUAAAAUUAAUAGGCAAAAGAGGUUUAAGCUAUAGAGGAAAGAGAAACGAGAGCCUCUAUACAUUUGAUGACGAUAACGUAGAUCAUGGCACGUUUAUAGAAAUCAUUAUUUUAUUAAGCAAAUAUGACGAUACACUGAAAAAUCAUUUACGAAACUGUAUAGAAAAAAGUAAAAAAAUUCAUGAAUGUGGAAAAAGACAAGGAAGGGGUAACUUAAUUAGUUUUUUAUCCAAAACUACUGUAAAUUACGUAAUUGAAGCAAUUUCUCAAUUAAUAAAAAAUAAAAUUUCACAACAAAUUAAUGACUCUGGAAUGUACAGUAUCCAAAUAGACACUACACAAGACGUAAGUGUGCAAGACCAGUGUGUGGUUGUUGUGAGGUAUAUUAAUAAUAAUAAUAUUAAUGAAAGACUUUUAUCCACCAUUAAUAUGGAUUCAUCGACUGGUGAAUCAUUUUACAACGUUGUAAAAGAACUUUUAGAAAUUAACAAUAUCGAUAUAACAAAAUGUAUAGGUAAUUCUACGGACGGUGCAAGUAAUAUGCAAGGCAAAUAUCAGGGUUUUUCUGCUCACAUGUUAAAGUCAAAUGCUGAAAAUGUGCACGUAUGGUGUUAUGCACAUAUUUUAAAUUUAGUUAUAUCUGACAUUACUCAAUCUUCCAUAACGGUUGCUACAUUAUUUAAUUUGUUAAAUUUAAUUGCUGUUUUUAUUAGAGAAUCAUACAUCCGAAUGAAUAUGUGGAAUUAUUUUAAUAAAGAUAAUAAAAGAAAGAAAUUGAAUAUAAUUGGAGAAACACGAUGGUGGGCCAAAGAUGCUAUCCUUAAAAAAAUAUUUGGUAACUAUAACAACCCCAAAGAUGGAUUAUUUGUGGAAUUAAUACUGACGUUAAAUGAAAUUUCUUUAAAACCUAAUUUUAAAGCAGAAAUUCGCCAAAAGGCUUAUUAUUUUAUAGAUUCUCUAACAAAAUAUGAAACUAUAUUAACUGCUAAAUUAUUUUUAAAAAUUUUCGAAAUUACAACGCCAAUUUCCAACUAUUUACAAGAGAAAGGUUUAGAUUUUAUUAAAGCUUACAAUAUGAUUUCCUGUGCAAUUCAAUCUCUAAAAGAAAUAUCAAGAAAUUUCUGUGUAAUUAAUGAAGUUUCGGAUGAAUUUGUAAAUUAUGCCAAUAAUAAUUUAGAUGAAAUGGAAUGCGAUGUUAUGCUGGAAUCUAAAUUACCAGAAAUUAGGCGACGUCAGAAAAAAAUAAUGCCCGGAGAAAAAGCUUUGGAUGAAACUACUUCGAAUGCGUUGAAGAAUUUUGAAGUGAAUGUAAAAGUCUCAGAAGAUAAUGUAAUUAAUGAUAGUGAUGAUGAUGACAACGACGAUGAUAAUGACAAAACUAUUUCGCCCUCUCAUUGCGGAGCUUGUAAGAAUUGUCCAAUUUGUUGUUAUAAUAUUUUACAACGCUACAAUAUGUUAAGCGGAACAUACGCUACACUUGGACAAGCUUAUAAGUAUUUAUUAACUUUGUCUGUGACUCAAGUGUCCUGUGAACGAAGCUUUUCUAUUUUAAAAUAUAUAAAAAAUAGACUUAGAUCAACCAUGUCUCAAGAAAAUUUAGAUGCAUUUAUGCUGAUGGCAGUGGAAAAAGACUUAUUAAACAGUAUUGAUUCUGACGACGUUAUUAAUCUUGUUGCAAAAAAAAGCAAUUUAUUGUUUGAGAAAUUAAUGUUGUAA